This is a messenger RNA of Acaulospora colombiana, 411 nucleotides long. The record is from the annotation of a GenBank genome assembly. NCBI's taxonomy places the organism in Eukaryota, Fungi, Glomeromycota, Glomeromycetes, Diversisporales, Acaulosporaceae.
AUGUCGUUCAUUUUACCAAGACUAAACCCUCCAAAAUUCAGUGACAACCAACAUGAGGCACAUAAAGUUGCGAUGGGCGGUCCUUAUCCUUCUGUGUGUGAAGAUCAGAUACAAAAGGUUUUGAAACCGUGCCCUGGAGAAACUAGAAGGAUUCUAGAUCUAGAUCACCAUGCAACCCUUUUGGACUCUAUCAAAUGCCUAAAGCCUGGAGGAAUGAUUAUUUUCAUCGACCCUUUACAUAACAUGAAAGAGGAUCGAAAUGCUCUUUACGAUCCGGCAUCGUCUACAAACCUUGGGGCGCGAGUGAUAGGUAAUGACAUCAAGGGAGGAGAAAUGGACAUCGCACAAGGCUUUUGGGAUCUGGAGGAGUGUGAUCCAAAUACAUGCGGGGCCGUUGAGAUGGCUUGUCCU